This is a messenger RNA of Hyla sarda, 2346 nucleotides long. RefSeq lists its product as uncharacterized. Lineage: Eukaryota; Metazoa; Chordata; Amphibia; Anura; Hylidae. The record is from RefSeq and is a predicted model, not a curated record. The transcript is spliced from 4 exons. Bases 7 to 2346 code for a protein of 779 amino acids.
UGGUGGAUGCAGUCAGGUCUCUGGAUCUCUCCCUUGCUGUCUACAGCUGCAGUCUAUAAUGCACUGGUCUGGGUUUCUUUGCAGGAGAAUUACGCUGAAAAUGAUUUCCAAAUAGAGUUUAAUCCAUCUGCAGUGUUGGCCUUUGUUCCCGCAAGAAGCUGCCAUUCACAGCUUAGUGGUGACCAUGGAACGUUCUCUCCACCAGUAUUCUAUGGGAAUAUUGAUGUACAUCUGUGGUGUAACUGGACUGUUCUGGCUGCUCCCGGAAAGCAUAUUGUCAUCUACAUCACUGGCUUCAGAACAAAUGAAAGCUGCCGUGAUAACCUAGAUGAAAUAAUAUUUGAAGGCAUAUCAUCUUCUGUAGAAACCUCCAUUGUGUAUGCCUGUUGGAAUAAGCAUACCCAUGUGUUUGCCACUGAGGCCUCAGCAGUCAAUGUUGUGCUACUUUGGCGCAGUUUUUCAAAUAUCAGCUCUAAAAGAUAUUUUGAGGGAAGAUACUACAUCUUUGAUGAUCCUGUCCUUGGACCAAGUUCCGAGUCUGGGAAUUGUUCAUUAACCAAUAGGCAAAAUAUAUCAACCAGCGAAGUUAUUCAAGGUUCAUACCCUGACAAGAGGCUGAAAAAUGAGUCCCAUCUGUAUUCUGUAUUUCCAGAAUCUUCAUCUAGCAAAAGGUUUAAAAGCAGCAUACAUCAUUAUUCUCAGGGACCACCUACUGUGGUGGAAACCUACAGCCCAACCUACACUAUAAACCACCUCCCAACUACAACCACCGCUGAAGAUGACCUGUUACCAGUUACACAGACUUUAGUGCAAAACCUUUCAACAAUUGAUAAUAAAUUUAAGCCCCAGUUGCCAGUCUUGACACAGUCCAUGGACCUUAGUGUAUAUAAAGGUCACACAGUUCAGCCAACAGCAGAAGACCUGGAACCAAGUCAGGUUGCAAAAUUGGAAACUGAUGGAAAAAUGUCUCACUCUGAAUUUGUCUCUGAGACACCAAAUUUAAUCUCAACCCAUUCCACUGAGCUUCUUAAGGUAGACCAACAUUCUGCAGUUCUUGCCCACAGUCUGGUCACAUCUAUUGCCGAGUUGAAGUAUGUCAGUACAAUUCAUGUUGUUCAAAUGUCUCCAUACUCCAGUCCUACUAGAUUACAGGAAACCCCACAGGUUAACACAACUCACACUGUUGUGUUCCACGAAACCUUAUAUGUAGGAAAAUCAAAUGUUUUUGAGAACCAACAUCUCAGUAAAGAAGACUUUGAGCCCCCUGGAGAUUUUCAAUUCAUUACCACCCUAGCUCCCGAUGCUCCAGAAUCUUCACUGGUUCACAUAUUCCAUACAGAUUUUCCUGAGCCUUCACUUUCAAGUGACUUAACACAUUCCAGUAAAAUACAUACCACCAAGACAUCACAUCUAAUCAUGGACCAAACUAGUGAGCACAUCAGUAUGCCAAGUUUCAACGUAACCCAGGCUUUCUCUAAGACCCUAAAUGUCAGUGUGAUCAGUUCUAUUGAGUUCCAGGAGACUGUAUCUUUAAGAUUAACCGAAUAUUUUGAGCCUACAGUUUUAAAUGUCAGUACAGUCCAACUUGUUGAUCUCGUGGAGGUGAAGCCUCUUUAUGUAACCGACAUUACAACGCUUUCAGAAGUGCCCAAAUCUGUUACCAAUAAAAUGGUCCAUACUGUAGUAGGACAGUCUGUGGGUCUAAAUACUACAAAGAGUGCACACCUACUAAUGUUGUCUAUUAGGAUAGAAUCUAAUCCUAAAGAACCAGUUUCAGAAUAUACAUGGCAGGUAGCAUCUAGUCAUCCUACACUACAUCCAGACUCUUUGAAUAAAUCACAGCUUCAGUCAACCUCAUUCACAGAAGGGCAUACCUCAGUAUUACAUGGUCAAUUUUUUCCUCUACAAGUUUCUGAGCAACCCUUUCUACCAAACUAUGAAAGCGCUCUUCAGCCACCCAUUACUACAACUAAGACAUUAAAUAAUGUUAUAGCUGGAAAAACUGAAAUGGCUGAUCCUGAACAACUAGAAUCAUACACAUCAUUGAUUCCUACUUCUAGCACUGCAUCACCUAUCUCAUCUCCUAAAAUCCUAACUUCUGUUUUGGACUUUCAGAUAGUACACCCAACAUAUUGGAUCACUGUAGAACAACCACAAGAUCCAGUAACUCCAAAAAGCACUGUAGUAAUUCCUGAUCAACAACUAAUGCUUGAAAGUACUUUGGCUUCUCACCCAAUCCCUGAAGUUCCAACUGAAUUUAUAUAUUCUAGGAGCACGCCUCCAAAUACUGAAAAGAUGGACAAGAUGGCGCCUAACCUACAAAAGCUUUGGACUGGUGGGCAGUAA